AUGCUAGCAUGCAAAUUGAUAAUUCGACAAGCCCAAUUAGAAGAGUUUGGUGAGGAAGUAACGCACAUAAAGACAAGUACCAGUGGAUUACCUAAAGGGAACAAACUCUGUCGACUGAAUCCAUUCCUCAAUGAAGAUAACCUUCUUUGUGUUGGGGGAAGGCUCCACCAUUCACAUCUUCAAGCACAAGAAAAACACCCCAUACUUCUGCCAAAGAACCAUCACAUUUCGAAACUUGUUAUACAUUACUACCACCAACAAACACAUCACCAAGGCAGGCAGAUCACGCAUGGAUCCAUAAGGAGUGCUGGCUACUGGAUUAUUGGUGGUCGCCAAAUGGUUGCAACAAUCAUCGGGAAGUGUGUUACAUGUAGACGGCUCAGGAGGUCUACGGAAACACAAAUCAUGGCAGAUCUGCCUCAAGAUAGGAUUGAACCUGGUCCACCUUUUACCAAUGUCGGACUGGAUGUGUUCGGUCCUUGGCUGAUUAACGCCAGGAAAACUAGAGGGUCAUCUGUCAACAAAAAACGAUGGGGAGUUAUCUUCACAUGCCUUGCUUCAAGGGCAAUUCAUAUCGAAAUUGUGGAAUCAAUGGACACAAGUGCAUUUAUUUGUGCAUUAAGGAGAUUUAUUGCUAUCCGUGGACCCAUUGCAUUACUAAGGUGCGAUAGAGGCACCAACUUCAUUGGAGCGGAAUCUGAGUUAGACCAAGCCUUAUCUGAAAUUGACCAGGAUAUCGUUAGCAGACAUCUUACAGAUAAAGGAUGUCAGUUGGAAUUUAACCCCCUACACUCUUCCCACUUCGGUGGCGUUUGGGAACGCCAAAUCAGGACAGUUCGUCAGGUCUUUAAUGCCAUGAUGUUAGAACUUGGACCUCGCCAGUUAACGCACGAACUGUUAACAACUUUGGCUGAAGCGUCUGCUAUUGUAAAUUCGAGACCAAUCGUUACUAUUUCCUCGGAUCCGAAUGACCCACAGCCACUUACUCCAAACAUGCUCUUAACUAUGAAAACUCGCCCAUUGGUUACAGCCCCAUGA
Messenger RNA from Anneissia japonica, 1038 nucleotides. RefSeq lists its product as uncharacterized. The coding region runs from base 1 to 1038 and encodes 345 amino acids. The transcript has a single exon. Gene Ontology annotation, biological process: DNA integration. Lineage: Eukaryota; Metazoa; Echinodermata; Crinoidea; Comatulida; Comatulidae. The record is from RefSeq and is a predicted model, not a curated record. Gene Ontology annotation, molecular function: nucleic acid binding.